AUGGAGCCCAAAGAAACCACUGGGAAGGAAAGCAUGGGCACCAAGAAAAAGAACCUGACCUUCCUGAGGCCCAGACUGUACAUGCUGGAGAGGAGGAAGACAGACACUGUGGUGGAGAACAGUGCUGCUGGGGACCACUCUGGUACCUUGAGGAGGAGCCAGUCUGACAGGACCGAAUACAACCAGAAGUUACAAGAAAGGAUGACUCCACAGGCCGAGUGUUCCACAGCAGAGCCAUCAUCUCCGGAGGAUGAGCACCAGAUGAAGAGGAUGAUGGCCAAGCGGGCGAAGAUCAUCAAGGAGCUGGUACAGACAGAGAAGGACUAUCUCACCGACCUGGAACUGUGUCUUAGGGAGGUAGUGCAGCCCCUGAAGAAUAAGCAGAUUGACAGGCUGGAUGUGGACAGCUUGUUUAGCAACAUCGAGUCUGUGCAUCAGGUAUCAGCCACGCUGCUGUCUUUGCUGGAAGAGGCUACAACAGACGUGGAACCAGCCGUGCAAGUGAUCGGAGAAGUAUUCUUGCAGAUGAAAGGACCACUGGAAGAUAUUUAUAAAAUCUACUGCUACCACCAUGAUGAAGCGCAUAGUGUACUGGAAUCCUACGAGAAGGAGGAGGAGCUGAAGCAGCACUUGAGCGAGUGCAUCCAGUCUUUAAAGAAAAUAUAUGCACAAGAAGGAAAACCGAACUUGCUGGACAUGGGCUCUUUGAUGAUCAAACCGAUUCAACGUGUGAUGAAAUACCCGCUAUUGCUGUGUGAACUUCGGAAUUCUACCCCUCCCUGCCACCCAGAUUACAGAGCACUGGAGGACGCCUUUGCUGCUGUGAAGGACAUUAAUGUUAACAUCAAUGAACUUAAAAGAAGGAAAGAUUUAGUUCUAAAAUACAAGAAGAAUGAUGAGGAUGAAUCACUUAAAGACAAAUUGUCUAAACUCAGCAUUCAUUCGAUUAGCAAGAAAUCAAAGCGAAUGACAAAUCAUCUAAAGAUUCUGACCAGAGGAGAAUCCCAGGUGAAAGACAAUACCUUUAACAGAGAAGAAAAGCUAUUGAGAUCUUUAGAAAAGACUGUGAGGCAUUCUGUGAAGAACAUUUCCUUCUAUUUACAACAUAUGCAGGAUGCCAUGCCCUGUGCCCAGCAGAGUGUAACAGAGCUGCAGGAGAUUUCCCACCACCAAGAUGAGAAAGAGAAGGGCAACUGUGACGCUCCAAGCCAUACCUCAAAUCCAUGUCAUGACUUUGCAGCCCACUUACACAGACUCGUCCUGAGCCCACUGUCAGCCCUGCUGUCCUUGUUCCCUGGGCCUCUGAAGCUCAUCCAGAAACGCUAUGACAAACUGCUGGACUACAACAGCUACCUGCAGAGGUCUGCAGGAGAGGAGUCAGAUUUGGCCAAAAAGGAGUACGAGGCCCUCAAUGCCCAGCUUGUAGAAGAACUGCAGGUGUUCAAUCAGGCUGCUCGGAAGAUUCUGCUGAACUGUCUGUGCAGUUUCAUCACUCUGCUCAGGGAUCUGAUGUUCACAGCCAAGCAGUCUUACUCCACGGAGGUGCUGGUGCCCCUGUUGGUUUCAAGUAUCUCUGAGAUUCAGAAUCGGGUGUUAGAAGAGGUGCACAGUAUGAAUUUUGUGAAGGAUAACAGUGCCACAUUUAUUGAGAGGAAACUUAGCUUUGAAAAGAAGAAGCCUAUGCAGAUUCUGCCGGAAGUGCCACGGCAAACUGACAUUCACCGCUCCAAGCUUCUGUCCACAUACAGUGCAGGGGAACUCUACCAAGCCAAGCGCAAGUGCAAUGCUACACAGGAGCAUGACAUCAAUCUUCUGGAAGGAGAGUUGGUGGCUGUGAUAGAACAGAAAGAUCCGUUUGGGAGCACAAGCAGAUGGCUUGUGGACACAGGAAUUGUAAAAGGAUAUGUGUAUUCCUCCUUCCUAAAACCCUACAACCCAGCAAAAGCGCAGAAGGCAGAUGCUGAAAACAGGUUCUGUGAUGAAGAUUUUGAUAACAUCAGCCUCUUUGUGUCCUCACGACCAGCUAGUGACAGUGUCACAGGAACCCCGGAAGAAAGCAUAAGUGACAGCAGCUCAUCUCUUAGUGGCACUUGUGGAAAAUUUGAAACAAACGGCACUGAUGCCGACAGUUUUCAAGAAGCAGAUGAACAGAUCUUCUAUGCAGUUCAUGCUUUUCAAGCACGGAGUGAUCAUGAACUCAGCCUUCAAGAGUACCAAAGAGUUCAUAUACUUAGAUUUUGUGACCUAAGCGGCAAUAAAGAGUGGUGGUUAGCUGAAGCUCAGGGGCAGAAAGGCUAUGUGCCAGCUAACUACCUUGGAAAGAUGACUUACGCUUAA
Ochotona curzoniae (black-lipped pika) is the source of this 2337-nucleotide messenger RNA. It is a transcript of the gene ARHGEF38, whose product is annotated as Rho guanine nucleotide exchange factor 38. The record is from RefSeq and is a predicted model, not a curated record. Bases 1 to 2337 code for a protein of 778 amino acids. Gene Ontology annotation, molecular function: guanyl-nucleotide exchange factor activity; protein binding. The transcript is spliced from 14 exons. Gene Ontology annotation, cellular component: cytoplasm. NCBI's taxonomy places the organism in Eukaryota, Metazoa, Chordata, Mammalia, Lagomorpha, Ochotonidae.